Verticillium alfalfae VaMs.102 is the source of this 864-nucleotide messenger RNA. RefSeq names its product short-chain dehydrogenase. Gene Ontology annotation, molecular function: oxidoreductase activity. The record is from RefSeq and is a predicted model, not a curated record. The transcript has a single exon. The coding region runs from base 1 to 864 and encodes 287 amino acids. NCBI's taxonomy places the organism in Eukaryota, Fungi, Ascomycota, Sordariomycetes, Glomerellales, Plectosphaerellaceae.
AUGUCCGCACUGCGGUACGUCACUAAGCUCCAGGGCCGGCGGCUUCUGGUCCUUGGGGGCAGCUCCGGUAUUGGUUUCAGCGUCGCCGAAGCGGCGCUCGAGCACGGCGCCGAUGUUAUCAUUAGCAGCAGCAACGAGGCCAAAUUGCGUAAGGCUGUUGACCGCUUGCGUACCGGCAUCGUCAACCCCGCGAUUCCGCUAGGUAGCGGGCCGGGUUCAGAAAAUCAAAGCAGUGGUAGCGGCACCCUGAGCGAGGAAUCGCCGCGCAUCUCUAGCGUCACCUGCGACCUGGCGAAUGCGGCCACGCUCGAGAAGAACAUCGCAUCGGCGCUCGAGUUGGCCACGGCCGGACGCACAUGCCUACUGGACCACGUGGUUUUUACUGCCGGCGCACCCUUGAAGAUUGUCAAGGUGCCCGACGCGACUGUGCAGGCCGUUCAGGACACCAACCUUGUGCGCGUCGUUGCACCUAUCAUCCUGGCCAAGCUCCUUCCGCUCUACACGCACCAGUCGGCUGCCAGUUCGCUCACCCUCACCAGUGGCGUCACCACGAACCGGCCGACCCCUGGCUGGGCCCUUCUCGUCAGUGCUGGGGCGGCAGUCGAGGGCCUGGCCCGUGGUCUCGCCGUCGACUUGAAACCCCUUCGUGUGAAUGUUGUGUCCCCUGGGGCGGUCCACACCGAGCUGUUUGCCGACAUACCCGAGGAGAGGUUGCAGUCGGUCCUCGAUACGUUCAAGACAAAUUCUCUCACCGACACAGUGGGUACACCGGGGGAGCUCGCUGAGGCCUACCUCUACUGCAUGAAGAACACGUUCGCUACCGGCAGUGUUAUUGUUGCAGAUGGCGGUAGACUGCUUGUUUAA